AUGUCAACACCAUAUAAAUCUUUUCCUUUCGUAUCAUCUAUUAUAUCACCUCCUCCAUCUCCUAAAAAAUAUCAGAUCCUUCUUCCUCCUCUGAAAUUUCCUUUUGAAUAUAGGAAUGAUGAUUCUACAUCUCUUGAAUCGCAACAAAGUAGAUAUCGAAUGCGUUUAUUAGAUGCUCCAACUGAUCUUUUGGAUUAUAUUGAAAAAUCGAAUUCAACAAUUCCAACUCCACCAUCACAUUGCCUUUCAAGAUUUUCUUUAUCAAACGCAAAAUCUUCACCUCUUGAAUUAAAUCAUGCUGUUCCUCCGUUAACUCUUGGUUCUUCAUAUCCUAUUACAAUGCCUAUUAAUCAAGAUAAAAAUAAUGAUCAUAAAAUUUCGGUUGGUAGAAAUCGAAAUACUCGUAAGAAUCCUUAUCCUAUUAGAGCUCCUACUAUGAGUUCUCCAGGAAUAACUUUUAAAGUUGAUAUGUAUACACCCGUUUUAAGAGAUCCUUUGGCUAUUUUACGUAGUAAUGAAAAACUUAAAAGUAUUUCAACACCUCAACGUAAAAGAAAAGGAAAUAGUUUAGCUAGAGUAAUGGCAGAUCGAGGAUUAUUAGAAUCUGUAUUUAAUGCUGAUAUUACUUCUAAUGAUAUUAAAUCUGUUAGAAUACCUCCACCACCUUCAAUGCAAUUUGACGAUUUAAUGAAUAAUAUUAAUAAACUUAACCUUGACACUAAUAUGUUAGAAAAGAUGUCACCUGAAAUUACUUGGAAGGGACAACCAUUAUCUAUAGCACAUUUACCUCAUUAUGAUGCUUUACAUCCUACAGAAGCUCAUGUAGUAUCUGUUCUUCGACUUACACCAGUUCAAUAUUUAACAGGAAAGCAUACACUUGUUUCAGCUGCUCAAAGAUAUUCUCAAAGAGCACUUCCUUUUCGUAAGAGUGAUGCACAAAAAUUACUUAGAAUCGAUGUUAACAAAGCUAGUAAACUUUGGGAAUUCUUUCAACAAGUUAAAUGGAUUUAA
Molecule: messenger RNA, 1011 nt
Organism: Scutellospora calospora
Lineage: Eukaryota; Fungi; Glomeromycota; Glomeromycetes; Diversisporales; Gigasporaceae
Source: the annotation of a GenBank genome assembly